GCUUUGUACUAUACUAAAACUUUGUGUAAGGAUAAAAUCUGUUUUUUWAACACAGUUUCCUCGAUUAUUGAUUAAAAAUGUCAAUACAGAAAAGAAAGAAGACCCCUCAAGAACUUAGUGCCGAAGGAUCUGUUUCAGAGACCUUCAAAAAAGCACUUAAAUCCRGCUCAACCUGGGAAGAUAAGGAAGAAUUCUUGGAUGUUAUUUAUUGGCUAAGACAAAUAAUUGCUGUUUUCCUUGGUAUUCUAUGGGGGAUAGUACCAUUGAAAGGAAUCUUAGCUAUUGCUCUGUUCUGUUUAAUAAAUGCAGGGGUUGCAUAUGUUUACUUCAGUAGCUUUCAAAAAAUUGAUGAAGAUGAAUAUGGAGGGCCAUGGGAACUAACAAAAGAAGGCUUUAUGACAUCUUUUGCUGUUUUUUUGGUAUUUUGGAUCAUAAUAUAUUCUGCACUACAUAGUCCUUGAAAGAACCAGCAAGCAAAAGUACAACUUUAAUGUCAAGAAUGAACCUAUGGUUGCAUUGCAAAAAAUAGCCAUGGACAUUUUGAAUUGAAAUGCAACACUUUCUCAAUGGAAUUGAAAGUUCGACUGUAUUAAUGUAAAGAUUGAUUGAGUGGUUUAACGAAAUAAGUCAUGUCAUAACUUAUAUAAAAAUAAUGGUCUGUUGGUGGCUGAUUUACUGCUGAGGCCAUUUUUAAUCAAGCAAACCAAAGCCAUGGUAAAACUCCAGGAAUCAAGAAUUUGUGUCAUGAAUGCACAGUCACCUGCAUUUCAGUGUUCUUGGCAAUGAUGGKGAAACUAUUGUUGCAGCUGUGUGUUUCAACUUUCAGAUACUCAGAGUUUGAUGAAGUCUACACAGAAAGCAAAAGUUACAUUGUGGCAAGAUGACAUUAAUCUUGAAAAAACAUUGCUUUGCUUACAAAAGAUUGAUUUACAUUAUACGAGGAGAUUCAAAAGUCAUAUUAUGCCCAGCAAAAUAGUAGCAGAAUGAACUUCUAGUUUCAGUUAUAGUGUAAAUUUAUCUUAUUGUUAUUGCACCUGCAUCUUCAAAUAUAUAUAUAAAUCUCAAAGCCUAGUUAACCCAAUACUUUUUAAAUGAAAAAAUAAUGCAUUUUAAUUUCAAAUAAUUAGAAAUGAUUUAAUGUUGUUAUAGUUUUUCUUUCAUCCCUGCACCAUUUGAUAAGGUAGUUGUGUCUUUGUCUAUGCAGCUGGUAACAUUGGUAGCCUAAAUGUCAGGUGCACAGGGUGAAUGCUGGUCAAGUUUUGAUGUAAAGACAUAGCUUCUUUUGAAUAUGGUGYUGGGGCCCAUGAAAAUAUUUCAUUUUGAAAGCUGUGGYAAAUUUUGGGGUGCAUACCAUGAAGAGUUUGGGAAAACAGCUGCAUAUAACUAUUUAGUACCAUCCCUUACUUAUAUUUCCAAGACUUCUUAUUCUUCUCCAACAGRUCCUGUAUUCAUUUUCAAUUGACAAAGAAUUAACUCAUCAAAUAUACAAACACGUGUAAAGAAAAAACAAGAGUAGAAUGUGUGUUUGUCAACUGCAUCAGUGACGCAAACUGGUUUUGUACUGAUCUCAUGAAUAGUUCAAAUUACUGAUUGCAAAUUUUGCAGAUAUACAGCGUGCACCCUAGUUAUUUGCAUAGUAUCUCAUUUUCAAAAUAAAAAGAAAUAUUAAAAUCAUAGAUGUUGCCAAAUUAAUUUUAAUUACCCCAAUCAUAAUGUAUAAAUUAUAAGAAACCAAGCAAUUGGUUAUUUAUUUUGUAUUAUUAUAUUAUCAAAUAAAAUAAGUGAUCAAUU
Messenger RNA from Exaiptasia diaphana, 1791 nucleotides. RefSeq lists its product as uncharacterized. Gene Ontology annotation, biological process: mitochondrial respirasome assembly. NCBI's taxonomy places the organism in Eukaryota, Metazoa, Cnidaria, Anthozoa, Actiniaria, Aiptasiidae. The record is from RefSeq and is a predicted model, not a curated record. The coding region runs from base 78 to 461 and encodes 127 amino acids. The transcript is spliced from 4 exons.